AAAGUAACAAUAUUACUUGACUGUAGACAAAUCCCUCGUCGUGAGAGCGGGUGCGAUUCGUUCCAAGCCGCGAUUCCCUGGGUACCCUCGCGUCUGUGCGGCGGCCGCCGCUUCUUCGCCAGGAGACAUGGUGCAUCCUCCUCGCCCUCCACCUCCGCCCAAGGACAAGAAGCAUCCCAAUCGCCGGAUGAACAGCAAGAAGGCGGUGGAACGGUCCGCGUACUUUGCGCGGAGGGAGGCGGCGCGGGUGCUGCGACAGGUGCUGCAGGGCGACGCACGCCGGCGGGCCACCGCCUCCAUCAAAUCCCUCAUUUACGGUCCCUCCGUCCGUAACAAGAAGGCUACCUUCGCCCUUGUCUGCCAAACCCUCAAGUAUCUUCCACUCGUGAAAGAUGUGUUAGCAAGAACGAAGUUACUAACCUGCAAAUGGCAGAAGCAGGAGGAAUUGAUUUUUGUAACUGCAUAUGAUGUUCUCUUUGGACAGGAUAUUGCAAUGACAGGUGAUGUUGAAAAGUUCCUUAUGCUUCAUAAAGAUGCUCUUCAGACUGCCUUGGCACAACUCUGCUUGACACAAAAAGUCAAGUAUGUUGAAGACUUACUCCUGAAAAAUCAGAAUCCAGUUAUUUCCAAACCUCGAUAUGUGCGUGUUAAUACACUAAAAAUGGAUGUUGAAUCUGCGAUACAAGAAAUAGGAAAAACGAACAAGGUAACCAAGGAUGACAUGGUUCCAGACAUGUUAGUGCUCCCAUCUGGGGUGGAUUUGCAUGACCAUCCCUUGGUUAAGAAUGGAAGUAUGUUUCUGCAAGGCAAAGCAAGUUCUAUGGUGGCUGUUGCCUUGAGUCCUAAACCAGGGUGGAAGGUUCUUGAUGGUUGUGCGGCUCCAGGAAACAAAACUAUUCACCUUGCUGCUCUCAUGAAGGGAAAGGGAAACAUUAUAGCAUGUGAACUUCAUAAAGAGAGGGUUAAAGUUUUAGAAGAUACUAUUAGACGGUCUGGUGCAACUAAUGUGGACAUAGUUCAUGGUGACUUUUUGGAUAUAGAUCCAAAGGAUCCCUUGUUUGCCAAGGUUCGUGCCAUUCUCUUGGAUCCUUCCUGCUCUGGGUCUGGAAUCUCAGCCAAGAGAUUAGAUCAUCUACUUCCAUCAUAUUCUAAAGGUCAUGAUGUUGAUACUGCUACCAGUCAGAGAGUGAAGAAGCUUGCUGCAUUUCAACGGAAAGCGCUUGCACAUGCAUUAUCAUGGAUAAUUGAUAAACCAUCUUUGCAUCCAAUGGCCCUUAGGCAGAAAUUCCUGUCGCUGCAGAGAGAACAUCAUGUUUUUUUGGGGCAUUAUGCAGUUCCAGAUGUAGAACGACUGGUGUACAGCACCUGCUCAAUCUACCAAACAGAGAAUGAGGAUGUAAUAAAGUCAGUUCUCCCUCUUGCGAGGUCUCUCAAUUUUGAAUUGGCAACCCCUUUCCCUCAGUGGCCUCGUCGCGGCCUACCAGUCUUUGAAGGCUCUGAACUUGUGCUCAGGACUGAUCCUACAGAGGAUAUGGAAGGAUUCUUUAUUGCAUUGUUUGUCAGGAAAAAGAGCACCAAUUCUUCAGGGAAAAUGAUGAAAAAGAAGAUAAGAGAAAGUUCAUCAUGUUCGACAAUGAAGAAUCAUCGGAAACGGAAACGACUGAUGACGUAUCCUUUUUGCAGGAUGUCACGAAUGUGGUCCUACCGCGCAUUGGCUAGGCAAAUACCUACUGAGAGAUAAUCGAACAUGCAAUGGACGAAAAGGAUGGUUUGGAGCAUGGUUGCUAUCAUAUCAUUGUAGUGUUAGUAUAUGAUGCCCAAUUCUUGUGGUGGUCAAUUUUUACGGAAGUGAAAAAAAAUCUUUGUUUUUUUUUUUUUACUACUUAGCUGAGUUAUAUAUAAUUUUAAAUAAUUCUUUACUGGUGUUUAUCCUGUGGGAUAUCUGGAAUAUUUUUUGGGCAAUAUGUAUUCAAGGUGCAUCACCCCAUGCAAAAAAUAUUUGAGCCCAGCUUUCAAGUUGCAUUUAUAUACAUGAAGUCUGAGAUGAUUUGAUUUA
This is a messenger RNA of Elaeis guineensis (African oil palm), 2056 nucleotides long. The record is from RefSeq and is a predicted model, not a curated record. NCBI's taxonomy places the organism in Eukaryota, Viridiplantae, Streptophyta, Magnoliopsida, Arecales, Arecaceae.